Eleginops maclovinus (Patagonian blennie) is the source of this 2464-nucleotide messenger RNA. Its product is annotated as forkhead box protein P1-B-like. Gene Ontology annotation, cellular component: nucleus. The record is from RefSeq and is a predicted model, not a curated record. Gene Ontology annotation, molecular function: DNA-binding transcription repressor activity, RNA polymerase II-specific; RNA polymerase II cis-regulatory region sequence-specific DNA binding. Lineage: Eukaryota; Metazoa; Chordata; Actinopteri; Perciformes; Eleginopidae. Gene Ontology annotation, biological process: regulation of transcription by RNA polymerase II.
CCCUCUGUUAGCAACUUGUGGCUAGCUAGCUACAGGGGAAGGUAGUGCUCCGAGGACUGAUCCUCAGACACCACGCUGAGCAAAAGACUGUCCGCCCGCACAUAAUUCGGUCAGUGGAGUCCAGAUGCAUGAGUCUGGGUCAGAACCAACAAGCCACAUCAUUCCAGCGAGUCAGACAGAGAACGGGAAUAAUAGCGACAAUGAGAGUCGAGUGAGGGGCAGCCAGACUCCUCCCGCAGAGGCACCAAGGGUUCCAGUGUCAGUAUCCAUGAUGACCCCACCAGCAGAGGCUCCACAGCAGCAAGUCCUCAGUCCCCAGCAGCUCCAGGCGCUACUCCAGCAGCAGAAAGCACUCAUGUUACACCAGCAACAAAUUCAAGAGGUCUUCAAGAACCAGCAAGAGCAGCUAAAUAUCCAGCUGCUGCAACAGAAGAAUGCUGGGAUUGUUAGUCAAGAGCUGACAGCGCAGCAGAUUGCCAUCCAGCAGCAGCUCCUUCAGAUGCAGCAGCAACAUCUCCUCAACCUGCAGAGACAGGGCCUGCUGUCCGUCCUUCCCAGCAGCCCCAUCGCACUCACAGGCUGUGAUGGUAGCACUCUGUCUACCGGUGGAGACACCAGAGAGUCUUCCAGUCAGCAAUCAUCCACCAACGGUCUUCACAGUUUGCUAAGGAGGAAAGAAAGUGGGUCACUGGAUGAGAUCACACAGAAUAGCCAUGCCCUGUAUGGAAAUGGCAUGUGUAAAUGGCCCGGCUGUGAGACUGUGUUUGGAGACUUUCAGGCUUUUCUCAAGCAUUUGAACGGUGAACAUAUACUGGAUGACAAGAGCACAGCACAGUGUCGUGUGCAGAUGCAGGUGGUUCAGCAGCUGGAACUACAGUUGAAGAAGGACAAAGAGCGGCUGCAGGCUAUGAUGGCUCAUCUCAAGUCCUCUGAACCCAAACCCACAGCGCAGCCUGUUAAUCUGGUGCCUAAUGUUUCCUUCUCCCAGGCAACGUUGCCCAAAGGCCCUCCUCCGAUGAGUUUGUCUCAGAGUGCCACGGCUCCAUCCACCCCCCUGACGCCACUCUCUGAAUCCCCCUCAGUCCUCACUCCCAACAGCAUGUUCACUGGAACCCCCGUACGGAGGCGCUACAGCCGCUCCGUCAGCCAAGAUAUAGUUGAUAAUAAGGAGUUCUACUUAAGUACAGAAGUUAGACCGCCAUUUACAUAUGCAUCUCUCAUAAGACAGGCAAUAUUCGAAUCUCCUCGCAACCAGCUGACAUUAAAUGAAAUCUACAACUGGUUCACAAGAAACUUUGCAUAUUUCAGGCGUAAUGCAGCUACUUGGAAGAACGCUGUCAGACAUAAUCUCAGCCUCCAUAAAUGCUUUGUACGUUUGGAAAAUGAAGGAGCCGUGUGGACAGUCGAUGAGAUUGAGUUCCACAGGAGACGACCUCAGAAGGCUGCUGGCAACGGGUCCUUGCAGAAAAACUCACAUAACAACCAGAGUGUAUCUGGGUGUUCUUCUCAGAGUGGUGGUCUAGACUGCAGCAACUCCCUCUACAACCAGGCCUCUCUGGGCAGCAUCCCAUUUCACUCCCUGCCUCAUCUUCUCCAGGAGCAGAUGAAUGGAGCCCUGGCUAAUGGGUCUGGAUACCAAAGUGACAGCAGCGCAACGCAGUCCCCUCCGCAGGCUUUCAUUAAGGAGGAGCAGGAGGAUGAGGAGAUAUGUGAAGGUUAUCCCUACGAAUCUCCGGAGAGCACAGACGAGCACGGCCACAGUCCGGAGAUGAACCACGAUGAAGACAACGGCAGCCCGGAGUUGCCCAAUCUUCUUUUCGAUCGCGUGCCUUCUCUCUGACCACGAGGUCCAACACUCUCCACUGCGAGGCCGCCUCACUCACAGCCUGUGUGACUUUAUAUUCCAAAAAAACUACUGCUUCAUCUACGUAACCAAACACUCUCUUGUAGGGGACAUUUUUUUUAUCAUCAUUUGUUCUAUUUUGUUAUUAAUCUAGCUCUCGAUUCUUUCUGUACAGUAGAGGGAGAUCACAAAAACACGUUUGUGAAACUGUCUGUUCAUGAUUUUCUUAUUUUAUAUUUGUGUAUACAAAAGGACCAUGAGCAGAGAAGCCAAAGGAAAGGGAACAAGGAUAGUUAGCACUUCACAAUGAAAAGCUGCCCCCCUCUCUAUUGCUCCUUUAUGCUAUGUUGGGGCCCUCACUACCUGAUUUUAUUUUAGUAGUCAUAAUAUAUACAAAAAAAUGUAGAGAUAAAGAAACAGGUUGCUAAUAAAAGGAAAUUGUUCACUGCCAACAUGAUCUGAUAUUUGUAAGUAAUCAAUUGAUGAAAACAAAAUGUAGUCUUUUUUUCAUUCCUUCCACAAACACUGCUGAAUUCGCUCCUAUCGAGUAGAUAACAUAGAUUUACCAUUAUUGUAAAGCAAUGCAACUCUAUGAAUAAUAAAUCCCUCAUGAAAAAUGUG